Molecule: messenger RNA, 2896 nt
Organism: Capra hircus (goat)
Lineage: Eukaryota; Metazoa; Chordata; Mammalia; Artiodactyla; Bovidae
Gene: PP2D1
Product: protein phosphatase 2C like domain containing 1
Exons: 3
Coding region: 1-1905 (634 amino acids)
Biological process (GO): protein dephosphorylation
Molecular function (GO): protein serine/threonine phosphatase activity
Source: RefSeq, a predicted model, not a curated record
AUGGGCGUGUUGCUUUCCCAGGACGGCUCCAUAGUGUUUUGGAAAGCAAGGCAAUUGUGCACAAGAAAACCAAUAGCUGAUUCAGAGUAUGAAGUCCCAGUGACAUGGAAAAGAAAGCAUUUUAAAAGGAAGAAGAAGAGGCCACCAAAAGAAGUCUCUGAGCAACACUCUCUAGUGCAGGAUUACAGCGAGACGCUCACAUUGCCCUGCUCCAUUUGCAAGCAUGAGGUUGACCUGCCUGGAGUUUUCUUCCACAAGAAGGAGCACGUGGCUCUGAGCACACUGGGCUUGCAGUGGACGGGCGGCAAGAAACCAGGGCUCUCAGCGGUCAUAGGCCUGAGACAGUCUGCCAUUACUAAGCUGCUGUCAUCUUUUGCAUUCAACGAGAAAGCCUUGCAGAGCAUUAAUAAUGCUUUUGAGCUACUGUGGAAGAGACAGAUACCAGCAUACUACAAGAUUAUGCAGAACAUUUGCGAGAGCUCCAUAUAUCCUCAAAAAAUCGAUCACCUAUUAGUUAAAGGAGCAGCUGUUUGCGAAGACAGGAAUUCUACAUGGAGAGUUGACAUGAAUGAUAAAUUCAUUGUCGUGAAUAAUUUUGGCAGGAAACCCAAUGUGUGUUUUUUUGGUUUGUUUGAUGGACAUCAUGGAGCCUCAGCAGCCGACUUGACCUCAAUGGAACUCCCGGUUUUACUUCUCCAUCAACUUUCCAGACUUGAUCCUUCCUACCAAAUGACUUCAGAAGAGCAGAAAGUAAUCAGUUCUUUCAACACAGUGUUUAGUGAGGACUACAGAGCUGUGGAAGACUCCUUCUCCUCCAAAAAGAAAAGGACAAAAGGAAUGAAGAGCGUGUAUGAGAACAUACACAAAGCCUUUGCCAAGGCGUUCUGGAGAAUGGACAGGCUUUUACGUCUCGGAAGGAGGGAAGUGUCCAGGGCCCGAUGGAGCGGCUGUUCCGCAGUCACUGGCAUUCUGGAAAGCAGUGUUGAGAGUCCCGAGGCCAGGAGGUCUCGGGGAAGAACCAGUGACCUUGGUGCUUCGGCAGAUGCGUGCCUUUUCCUGGGGAUGCCCAAAACCUCCACCGGGGCGCUGCACAUUGCAAAUGCUGGUAAUGUGCAAGCGGUCUUAUGCAGAAACGGGAAAGGCUUCUGCUUAACCAAAGAGCACACCACCCGGAACGUGGAGGAGAGAAGGCGGGUGCUCCGGCAGGGAGCGGUCAUCAGCGCCAACGUGCCGCACGGCCUCCUCCAGGGGCAGACGGCCACCACACGAGGACUCGGCUUCCAUGGGAAUCUCAAGCUGAAAAGAUUCGUCAUCCCAGCGCCUCAGACGAUUUCUGUGCCCAUAGAUGACUUGUGUCAGUUCCUCAUCCUGGGCACCAAUGGGCUCUGGGGAGUUCUGGACACGAAGGAGGUCACCGCACUCGCCAUGUCGGCUUUCCAAGCACACAGAGAAACAUGGGGUCCCGCCUCGGGGAACCAACCGUCACCACCCAGAGGGUCUCUGCUUUGCCCCAUCAGUGAACAAACCACAUCGAGAUCAGAUAACAUCCACACAGCGUUCCAGCGCAGAUCUGGAGAACGGGCGCCAACUGGGGAUUCAAAAGAAAACCUGCCAGUUUCAGAACAUUCCAUCUGUGACCCCGAAAGUUCAGGACCAUCUCCACCAAAAAAGACCACUCGUGAUCCCUGCAGCGAGGAAGGGACUGGCGGACUGACCAGCGUGGACAGACAGCCGAAAGCCUCGAGAGAAAAACAGGGAGGGCCCGGCAGUCAGAGCUUCUACGAUGGCGCUGCCGCUUACGUCAGCCACGAGCUCGUCAAUGCUGCUCUAGCGGCUGGCUCCAGAGACAACAUCACGGUCAUGGUGAUACUUCUCAACGGAACCGAGCAUCACCUGCUGACAUAAAAGCGCUGGCUAUCCAGAGGAGAGAAACAUGGAGACAGUUCUUCAAUGAGCCAGAUACCAGAACAAUGCAUCCAUUUUUAAGAAUGCAGUGAAGAAAAUAUAGAAGCAGAUUUCAGGUAACACAAUGCCAUUUAUAUAUGUUCAUGUGAAAAAAGAGGAGAACCAGUACUUGCUUUUUAAUACCACUUUAUUCCAACCUGAGCACCUCAACAUGAAACUAAGCACUGGUGAACUGUUCUCCUUACUAAUUCGGAAUCACUGUAGAUGUACAAGUCUGCUAGCAGUUCAACACUUAAAUAGAUUAAAUCAUCUCUGACACAUGGUAGAUUUCAUAUAAUGAAAAUGCCUAAAACAGUUAGUGCAAUAUACUGAUCAAAAUAAAAUGAACUUUGGAAAACAAGGCUGCAAGGUUGUUACUAACAUAUCCAAUACUUAUGUUACAAAUUACUGGUAUAUUUUUUAUCAUGGUUCUAGCCAGGUAGGAACAAUUGAAGCCCCUUCCUUUCAAAGGGGGAGAAAAGGAAAAAAUUAGCUGUUUUAGUAACUGUACAUUUUGUAUACUUUUAAGCAACUCUUAAAUAUUACCGAAAAGUAAUAAACAUACAUGGAGACGACAAAGCAGGCCCCUAUUUACAGUGCAGCUGAAGAGCGGAUUUAAAAUGAUCAAGCUUGACUGUCCAUAAUUGUUAGUGCACUGACUAUACUCAUGUCCAAAGGGCACAAAGGCCCCCUCCCUACACCCAAACAAAACCUAUGCAAUGGCCAGCAGUGAUUACACAGAAAUCACAGACACCUGGUUUGUUUCAUUUUGUUGAAGAACUCACAUGUUUGAAGGGAACACUAUCCUUUAAGAUGCAUUUUACCCCAUUUUAAAAAACAACAGGAUUAGCUGUAAUUUAGAUGCCACUAAUGUUCAUCUCUUCCCACUGAAGAUGUGGGACUGUUUCCUUGUGGCAAAUUUGUUAAAAUGUGGAAUGUAUACUUUAAAUAA